Molecule: messenger RNA, 1491 nt
Organism: Spirometra erinaceieuropaei
Lineage: Eukaryota; Metazoa; Platyhelminthes; Cestoda; Diphyllobothriidea; Diphyllobothriidae
Source: the annotation of a GenBank genome assembly
AUGGCAACCUCGACAAUAGAUGAAAAAACCGCUCAGCAUCACAAAAAACGGUCAGGGGAUGGACGAAGAGCACAGUCAGCGGGGUCUGACAAAAGCAGACAUCGCGAAUACAUGCUGGAUGCGCCGCCACGAAACUAUGAAAGGCGACACUUCCCCGACCUGCUGAGUGCUAAUCUUACUCCGCCAUGGGCAACUUACAGCAGCAGCGAAAGCAACUCCAGCGAGUCUGAGACCUCUUUGACACACGACUUUGAAGAAGACAGUCUGGCGAAAGAAAACAUUUGUACAAGAUACGCGAGUGACUUGCCUGCUCUUCAUGCUUCUGUCUUUGAGCUCAACUUACCUUCCGUGCCCGGGGCGGAGCUGACGAGAUCAAUCUCAGGGGACGGAUUGAGUCGAGAAUUUCCACCCAAAUACAUCAUUCUACCCACAACCUACUUCGGUUUGGCAAACAGUCCUUCAAGUUACCGAGACGAUAGUCCGCCAGCAUCUUCGCGUUGGCGCACCGGACGUCAUAGAUGGCAGAAGUCGAAGCGCAAUGCAUCCCUCACCGACCGUCCGCCCUUCUAUCCACCUGGGCCGAAUCAGCACUCGGCACGUGGCAUAGGAUCCACUUUUGAUAGAAGUCAGCGAAUGAGAGAGGCACGACAGCUCUAUCGAUCUCCGCAGAGUAGGAGGGCACUUGGUACACCAGCUUGUUACAGAGGUUCUUCGAGUCUCUCUUCUCUACGAAACCGCUGCUCCCCAGUCUGGAAUGCCCAGGCCACUUCACAGUCCCUCUCUGAAGACACUGCAAACAGACGUAUGCCUCUGAGGAUUAAACGCCCCAUAAGUCACCAAGUCGAGAACAGGAGAAGGGAUUUGUGGCGGUCUGAGCCGCAGCUUGAUAGAACUGGCACUCGCUCAAAGUCCAAGAGGAGCGGAAAAGGGAAGGAAUGGUUAUUACCGGUGAAGGCUUACAAGGCCUCUCCCGUACAAUGCUCCUAUUGGCUACCUGCUGGCGAUUUGUUCGAGGAAUAUCGUGACAACUUGGCAAAAUUUUCUAAGGCCAAGCGGUAUCCUCUUCCUCUUAAAUCUCUUCAGCCACAAAAAACGACCCUCUGGUACCGUUCUGAUCCUGAUCUUGCUUUAACUACGACUGAAAGCGAACUAGAGAAGACGGAGGCGACGUCUUCAGUUACUCAGAUAACCGGACGCUUGAAGUAUCAAAGUCCGGAAAGAUCUGUCUGGUUAAAGCAAGGAAGUGAAUUCCAGCCCUCCGAAAGUGGCGCCUACGACCGUGAGGGUAUGAACGUGCUUGUGCCCCGUUGUCUUGCUAGUUCACCUAUCCAAAUAAAUCGGACAUACACGAAGAGUCAGCGCGUGGCAUACGAACAAGAGCUAAAUACUCUGCGAGAGGGAGUGAAUUUGCAGUCAAGCACGGACACAGCACCUAAGACGUCGACAGACGAACGAUUUCCGGCCUACAGGACUCCUUCAGUAAGCCCGUAA